AUGACAUACAGCCUCGAUCAGCUCAGCAUCCUGAGCACCAUAGCCAACUCGGCCGGGGGUCUGUCGCUGGUCUUUGGCCUCGUAACAAUCGGCGUUAUCUUGGUCAGACGGAAGCUGCUGCUGAGGAAGAGCAUCAAUCGGAUGGCCUUUGCGAUCAUCAUCUCGGACUGCGUCGCGAGCCUGGGAUUCUCACUCGGAACCUCCACGUAUCAGGAUCCCAGCGCAUGGCCCGGCGCCUGUGCGCUCCAAGCCUCGCUCCUCCAGUUCGGAAACAUCAGCACCAUCUGCUGGAACUUUUUCAUGGCCCUCCAGUGCGUCCACGUUCUUCUGCUCGAUCUCUCCCUGGACCAGACCCGACCGCUGGAAAAGUAUUAUCACCUCGUUGCAUGGUCCACGGCCGUUGCGGUUUCGUUGGGGCUGCUGUACUUUGCAUCCGACGUCUAUGGGGUAGGUCUCUGGUGGUAUGCGAAAUGCAGACGACGCAAGUCGUGCUCUGGGAGAGAGAUGGUCGUUUCGAUGAACAGCGGCGAGGAGAUGCAAGAGUGGCCCAACAUCACUCAGGCUGUCAAUAUGAAGCUGUGGCCAGCGGACCAGUGGUGCUGGAUCAGCGCCAACUACACGCUCUACCGACUGUAUUUCUACUACAUCCCCCUCUGGGCCGUUUUCCUGUUCAACGUUGCGGUCUACAGCCUGAUUCUGCGAGCCCUGCUCAAGUACAAUACCGAGAUCCAACAGUGCUGUGGCCUUGAAGACGGCACGGUAAACGACACAGGCGGCUGUGGCCAAGAAAACGGAGCUGAAAGAGCAAGAGCAACACGAACAGGACGAGCAAGUGGAAGGGCGGGUCGAGCCGACAACAACGGAAACGGCGACAUCAACUCGGUCACUCGGCAAUUCGCCGUUCGUUCGAUGCUCUACACCCUGGCGUUUCUCAUGGCCUGGCUCCCAGCGACCAUCAAUCGGGUCUACCUGGCCAUUCGGCCAAGCUAUCCGCUUUUUGUGCUGAGCUGUGUGCAUACGUUCUGCACCAGCAUGAUGGGCUUUAUCAAUUGCGCCGUUUUCCAUCUCACGACGUACAAAACCCCAUCUCCAACUCGGCCGCGAGCGUCGCUUGCUGCCAAAGGCGUACGGCCGAGCGCCGCGGCUGUCCGGCCGAAAUUCACGGCACAAGCUCCUCCAAAGCCGAUUGUUCUCAGCGGGAUCUGCAGCGAGGGCAGUGAUGGCGUCGAGGCCCGGAGCGGGUCUGAAGUGGCGGGCCAGAAACCAGGCCCGGUGACCACGCAGCGAUGACCAUUCAUUUGAAUAGUCAGUGCGGGACCCGGCUGGCUGGAUGCGACGUUUGAGCGCCCCGCACUUCCUAUCCAUCGCAGGCACAGCUGGGCUUGUCGACUAUGUACAAAAAUCUGGCUUUACUCCGUGAGCAAACACACAAACAAAACAAGAGAGCGAAUCCAAAACAGGAUGGAGGACGAGGUGAAGCGCGAUUGCAGAACACGGGCCUCCGAACGAAUACAUUCACAACCCGACACCAGUCGUGUGGAUUUCUUCCAAGGACGACCC
Molecule: messenger RNA, 1560 nt
Organism: Polychytrium aggregatum
Lineage: Eukaryota; Fungi; Chytridiomycota; Chytridiomycetes; Polychytriales
Exons: 5
Coding region: 1-1290 (429 amino acids)
Biological process (GO): cell surface receptor signaling pathway; adenylate cyclase-activating G protein-coupled receptor signaling pathway
Cellular component (GO): plasma membrane
Molecular function (GO): G protein-coupled receptor activity
Source: RefSeq, a predicted model, not a curated record